Anopheles darlingi is the source of this 1089-nucleotide messenger RNA. RefSeq names its product UPF0605 protein CG18335-like. Lineage: Eukaryota; Metazoa; Arthropoda; Insecta; Diptera; Culicidae. The transcript is spliced from 6 exons. The record is from RefSeq and is a predicted model, not a curated record. Bases 1 to 957 code for a protein of 318 amino acids.
AUGUCGCUGCCAAAAAUAGGACGAAUUUCAACGCCACAACCUCAUUAUAUGCCAGGCUACACUGGAUACUGCCCGCAGUAUAUGUAUCGCAUUGGGAACACGUACUCAUCGCUAACGCAUCGCCUACUGAUCGAUCCGACCAUUGCUCACUCGGAAAACUUGGUUCUCUCUGAUCGCACUAACGAUGGAUACACGGUAGCUCGUCUACCGGUGGCCACACAGCUAGAUACCGAUGAUCGCCGCCGAGAAGAUGACGAUUUACGCGACACUAUUUACCAUCAGACGCCGAUGCCGGGAUACGAGGGUUACAUUCCCAGGACGAAGGAUAAAUUUGGCAAACGGUAUGCUGUGACCACGACGGAAGGACUGUCGGAGUUUGAGCGAGAUUGUCAGCGCACCCGGGCACAGCUGAAACGGUUGCGCCAUCGCGUUGCUCAACCUAUCUCAACCAUUUCGAAAGCAAGUUUGGGGGAGCGAAUGUUCUGCUUGAACGACUAUGAGAUUCCUCUACGAUUGGUACGUCCUGAUGCGUUGAGCGUGGUCAAGGAGGUCCCCAUGGAAAACCUUCCCCCAUUGCCAGCACUUCCAUACUAUUCUCGUGAUACUCCACCGUUACUGUUGCCAAAUGGACAUCCUGAGAAGUGGAACAAGCUAGGAUACACCGGACACAAACCUUUCCUGUGGCCACGUUUUGGUGAAGCUAAUGUAUCGCUAACGACCAAGGCGCUCUGUGAUUUCACCAACAGCUAUCAGCACCGGAGAAGCACCGAAUGGGAACCGAUUGCACUGGCCGGUGCCGGCACUACCCAGCCAUCGGCAAGGGUGAACGAAAUUUAUCACAAAACGAUCGGCCUUGUACCAAACUAUCAGGGACAUGUACCGGGUGCUACAUUUAGGUAUGGCAAAACUUUCGGUAACGAUAGCAAGGAUGCUAAAAAGUAUCUCAAACGAUGUUAGCUGUUUUGCGCGCAAAUUAAAGAAAAUUACUCGUUACAUUGGAGGUAAACGGUUAUAUAUUUCAAUAGCCAAAAGCCCAUGCCGAGGUGAAAACAAAAUACAACUUAACAACUAGCCAAUAUCGAGGCAAAC